Guillardia theta CCMP2712 is the source of this 1242-nucleotide messenger RNA. RefSeq lists its product as hypothetical. The transcript is spliced from 13 exons. The record is from RefSeq and is a predicted model, not a curated record. NCBI's taxonomy places the organism in Eukaryota, Cryptophyceae, Pyrenomonadales, Geminigeraceae. The coding region runs from base 1 to 1242 and encodes 413 amino acids.
AUGGAGUGGCUGCAGAAAGCUGGCGACUUGCUGGACAAACUCGACAGGACCGCUGCCGAGACUCUGGAGGCAGUUUCCAACGAUGCUGCGGCUGACGCUGACGAGCUCAAGAUCCUCAUGGUAGGCACCGACAUGGCGAUCCCUCUUCCAUGCAUGAGACGUCUGAACACAGGAGGAAAAGUUGAGAAGCUGUCCAAGGCUCUUGCAAAGAAGAGCAGCCAGCUCGAUCAGGCUCAACGGGAGGUCGAGAAAGCUGUGACGGAGCAGAACAAGCACCGACAAGCCGAGCAGCAGGCCCAGCUGCAGACGAACGCGAUGAGAGAGUCGCUGAAAGCCAAGGCGGACGAGAUCGAGUCGAUGCAGAGAUACAUGGAUCAGUUGAGAAGAGAGAACGAGGAAUAUUCCCGGAGAGUGAUUGAGCUGGAGAAGUCUCUCGAGGAGCAGGAGGAGUCCAAGGAUUUCCUCCAGAGGAAGUACGAGGAGGCGCAGAAGCAGGUGGAGGAAGCGCGGGCAGAGCACAAGAACCAGCUCCUCAUGUUCCAAGAUCGAGAGCAGUCGUUGUCCUCCGAGACUGUUCAGGUGCCGUGCCAUCCUUGCGACCACAACCCCCUCAUGGCUGCAUUCUUCCAGUUCACGAGGGAGCUCGCGGCGGCGGAGAGGCGGCGGCAGGAGAGCGAGGCAGCAGCCAAGGAGGCAGAGGAGCGGUUGUGCCUGACCGACCCUACCUUGCCCUCCUCUCACACGUGCCCGGAAGGCUUCGAGCAUCGGAGGAGAACUCUCGAUCGGUCGUGGCGAGCAUGCAAACGCUCAAGUUGGUGUUGCCUCGCUAUCGGAGGAAGCCCUGAUCCCUCCAUGAGCAGGAAGGAGGUCGAAGAGCACAAGCACGAGAGCCAAGUGCUUCGGAGCGCCCUCAAGGCGAAGGAGAGACACUGCGAGGAGCUGAGGGAAGAGUUCGACAACCAGACCAAGGGCAUCCGCAAGAAGCUGGAGGAAGCGGAGCUGCAGGUGAGGCAGCUGGAGAGGACGAGCCAUGUCAAGCCGCAUGUGAGGGAGGUCAACGACAACGAGCUGGAGGCCCAGCUCAACAAGAUGUGCGAGGAGGUGCUUGCAAAGCAGGUGCUCGACCUGGGUGGGCUGGAGGGGGAGGGGGUUAAUGACGUGUCAAAGGCACUGCUGGAGAGCCUGAUGAGCGAGAAGACGGCGCUGAGGUCAAGACUGGAGAGUGAGGUGGGAGGAUGUUGA